AUGACGGUUUGUUACUGUUUCGACAGCAUGAAGAAUACAGACCAACCGAAAGAUGUUCCUCGAUGCCAUCUCAGUUUCUUUGCCGUUCUUUUAGCCUGGUAUCCAGUCAAGCCACACUCUCCGAGGUUACUUAAGGGUUAUUAUAGCUCUAGCUGCAAUAGUCUAGCCAGUAAACAGUCUCUGCCCUCUGACCGUGGACAUCGAAACCAGCGAACCCAGCCCGGACGGCAAUUACCGAUCAACGACUUUCCACCAACGCCAGCUGCACACCCUCGAUCCAUCCUGAAAACGUCUAUAGUCAGAAGCCGUACCUUCUCUUUAGGCCGCCACCGUCCUCUACGGUAUCAGCACAGUCGCCGAGGAAGAGUAUGCCAAGUCGGCGGCGUCCACUACAGCUAUGACUCCUACAAUGAAACGGCGUACACGCUCCACUUGAACAAUAUUGCGCACAGCCCUGAGGCUGCCACAGUAGCUCGUACCCCGGAAGCUAUUAUGCUAAACGGUCUAGAUAUGCUACCGAAAAUAGCAGCAUGUGGUCCUGAUACGCAAUGA
Penicillium chermesinum is the source of this 552-nucleotide messenger RNA. RefSeq lists its product as uncharacterized. The record is from RefSeq and is a predicted model, not a curated record. Lineage: Eukaryota; Fungi; Ascomycota; Eurotiomycetes; Eurotiales; Aspergillaceae. The transcript has a single exon. Bases 1 to 552 code for a protein of 183 amino acids.